This is a messenger RNA of Ogataea angusta, 762 nucleotides long. RefSeq lists its product as uncharacterized. The record is from RefSeq and is a predicted model, not a curated record. The transcript has a single exon. The coding region runs from base 1 to 762 and encodes 253 amino acids. NCBI's taxonomy places the organism in Eukaryota, Fungi, Ascomycota, Pichiomycetes, Pichiales, Pichiaceae. Gene Ontology annotation, molecular function: copper ion binding. Gene Ontology annotation, cellular component: mitochondrial inner membrane.
AUGAUUAGAUUUAAUAGAACAGGGUGCCGUCUUUUCUCAACAACGGCCCGUCUGUUUGCCGAGGCGCCUCAGCCAAAGAAAGAGCUUCCGCGGCUGUCUAUGGAGGAGUAUAAGGCGCUGCGCGAUCAGUACUACAAUGCUAAAAAUAAACAGAGAGGCCGAACUGCGACCAACUAUUCACUUUCGCUCUUUCUCGGCUUCUUGACCCUCUCCUUUGCCUCUGUGCCUCUGUAUCGAGUUGUCUGUCAAAAGACUGGCUGGGGUGGGACUCCAAUGACCGACUCCUCCAAAAUUACCCCCGACAAGUUAGUCCCCGUGGAUACUGAUCGGAAAAUAAGAGUCUCGUUCACAGCAGAGACCUCUCGGUUGUUGCCGUGGAAAUUUGUUCCUCAACAGAGAGAGGUGUACUUAGUUCCUGGAGAGACCGCGCUAGCUUUCUACAAGGCGAAAAACACAUCAGAUAAGGAUAUUACUGGUAUGGCAACUUACAGUGUCACACCAGACCAUAUUGCCCCAUAUUUCAACAAAAUCCAAUGUUUCUGUUUCGAGGAGCAGAGAUUAAAUGCCGGGGAGGAGGUGGACAUGCCGCUGUUCUUCUUUAUCGACCCUGAGUACUCGCAGGAUCCGUCCAUGAGAAACGUGGAGGAUGUUGUUCUGCACUAUACAUUUUUCAAAGCUACCCACGAUGCAUCCCAUGAGCAAAUUCUAGCCGAAGCUCAAAAAAAGAGAGAAGAAGAGCAAAAUGAGUCCCAUAAAGAUUGA